CAGUAGUACAACAUCCAGUGCAGACAGUCCAGUCCCAUGGAAGGUUAAACAGCUCAAGUUUCUACCUGUUUCUUUGAGACUCUUCUCUUUUUUUUUUUUUUUUGAGACCACGUAGUAAAAUUGCCAAGUCGAAUCUAUUUCCAUUUCCAGGUAUCACCACUACCAAACCACUAGGAACAAUUAUACAAUCACACAUAACCCCCUUUCUAGAACCCACUUCAGACAAAAUGGCUGCCCUCAAGGUUGGUGACGCUUUCCCCGACGGUGUCUCGUUCACCUACGUUCCUACGGGGGGCAAGAAGGAGGAUGUUACCGCUUGCGGCAACGGUAUCAAGUACAACGCCAGCACCGAGGCCAAGGACAAGAAAAUUGUCAUCGUCAGUGUUCCGGGUGCUUUCACCCCUACGUGCCAGGAGCAGCACCUCAAGAGCUACGUCGAGAAGAAGGACGAGCUCAAGGCCAAGGGCGUUGACAAGGUCGUCUUCAUUGCAUACAACGACCACUGGGUAAUGAGCGCCUGGGGCAAGGCCAACGACAUCUACGAUGACUUCAUCAUCUUUGCCUCUGACGACGGCAUCAGCUUUUCCAAGAGCAUCGGCUGGAACCUCGGUGACAGCGGCCGUACUGCCAGGUACGCCAUCGUCGUCGACCACGGAAAGGUUACCUACGCCGAGAAGGAGGAGGCCGGCGGCAUCGCCGUCUCGGGCGCUGAGGCCGUCUUGGCCAAGCUGUAGAUACGGAAUCAUUCCGUAAGCCCUAAAAGUAAAAUAAGUAAUAGGCGCGGACACUUAGGACACCUCUAAAAAAAAGCACAAGUUCCGCAUUUUUUGCUCUCUGAAUAACCCAUGCAAAUCCCUGGUUUUAAAAUGAUUCCAUGCUACCGG
Messenger RNA from Pyricularia oryzae 70-15, 884 nucleotides. Its product is annotated as peroxiredoxin type-2. Gene Ontology annotation, molecular function: thioredoxin peroxidase activity. The coding region runs from base 228 to 734 and encodes 168 amino acids. The transcript is spliced from 3 exons. Lineage: Eukaryota; Fungi; Ascomycota; Sordariomycetes; Magnaporthales; Pyriculariaceae. The record is from RefSeq and is a predicted model, not a curated record. Gene Ontology annotation, cellular component: mitochondrion; cytoplasm; peroxisome. Gene Ontology annotation, biological process: hydrogen peroxide catabolic process; cellular response to oxidative stress; cell redox homeostasis.